This is a messenger RNA of Rhagoletis zephyria (snowberry fruit fly), 2476 nucleotides long. RefSeq names its product popeye domain cAMP effector bves (gene bves). Gene Ontology annotation, cellular component: sarcolemma. Gene Ontology annotation, molecular function: cAMP binding. Gene Ontology annotation, biological process: regulation of membrane potential; striated muscle cell differentiation; skeletal muscle tissue development. Lineage: Eukaryota; Metazoa; Arthropoda; Insecta; Diptera; Tephritidae. The record is from RefSeq and is a predicted model, not a curated record.
GGUCAAAUACUAUGCGAAGGGCUUCUAAUAUAUAGAUUUCGUUUCUAAUUUUCUUAAAAUUUAAUAAUUUACAAAAUCGAAUAGAAUUAAGUAAUUACAAAUGUAUACCCUUUGAAGAAAUCCAAUAGUUAUGUUUUAACAUAUACUUAUGUACAUAUGAAACAUGUACAUAUAUGUAUAAAAAAAUGAAAAGUAGUGGUGGUAAAGUUGUUAAAAAAAUGUGAAAAAAAUUGCUUCGAUUGUUUGGCAGAGUUUUACACGAGCAAGCGUAGAUGAUUAUUAGAAUUGCGAGCACAAUAAUGGUGACGGUGACUACAACAAAAGUAACGUUGAGGCCGACAGUAGAAGACCUAACAACAACAGGGAAGGCGGUGGUAAAACGUUGGGUGCAACAUGAGGGAGUUGCUGAUGGCAUGCGUCGGCAAUACGGUAUCAGCUGACUAAAAUAAAAGCGAAAACGCCAGCUAAAGCAACGCCUUUCUCCUAUGCAACAUGUUGAUAUAUUCUUAAACAAAAACAACGACAAUUCGAUUAAAAAACAGUUACGAUAAGAGCAACAUUAACGUAAUAAUUAACAAAGCGAUGAAAGCUAUUUUAAAUUUCAUAUCUUCACUGAAACACCAUUUAGGCGUUUCAUCCAAAUGAUUCAGAGUUAUUUCGCAUAAUUCCAGCUUGAUAUCCACGAAGAGCAUAAAUAAAAGAUGUUGCUCAUAAGUGCGCUCGCACUAGGCUUGGUGGACACGACAAAUUAUAAUGUGGGCAUUCACUUGGGUGUAUUUAAUUUGGCGACAACGGCGGUAGCUGCAGCUACUACAGUGGCGAUAAAUACAGCGGUCGCUGCGGAUGAUGUGGAUACUGUGAUAGGCGGUGGCGCGAUGCCCAUGGCAGCCACAGAAAAUGGGGAGUUAGAGAGUUCCCAAGUGAACGCUCUGACAGCAGGGACCGUUAGUGGCACUUCCAUAGCGCAUACAACAACAUCGGUUGGGAGCAGUGCGGGAAGUGGCACCAUCACAUGGGACAACAAUGGUACUCUUCGGUCACUUAAUCCAGGCGACUGGUCGAUUGAACAAUGCGUGAUUUGGCAAAGACCUCAUCAUCUUUAUUUCCAAUUGGGAAAUGCCUUCUUUUUACUGGCAUUUCUGGCGCCACACGGACCUUUCGGCGCUUUGUGGUUACGCGCGCUCAUUCUCAUCGGGUGCACACUGAUGGCAAUGUAUGGCUACCUGGUGGAGUGUAAGCCCGAUGUAGUACUUUGGUCUGGACUAUUUUUCGUGGUCAAUUUUAUUUACCUGAUUAUUGUGCUGUGUCGGUUGCGGCCGGUUCGAUUCGAUAAGGAAAUUGAGGGGGUGUACGCCAGCUUAUUUAAGCCACUCCGCGUGACGAGGCAUCAAUUCAAAAAGAUAUUGAAUUGUAUGAAACUAAUACGAUCGUUGAAGUACCAGGAGGUGUAUGCACAGGAGAAAGUUACCAAAGUUGAUAGCUUAUCACUCGUACUGUCUGGGAAAUUGGUUGUAUCACAGAACCAAAGAGCUUUGCAUAUAGUAUUUCCUCAUCAGUUCCUAGAUUCGCCCGAAUGGUUUGGAGUCUCUACUGACGAUUAUUUUCAAGUAUCUAUAAUGGCUAUGGAAGAGUCACGUGUUCUUAUUUGGCAUCGUGACAAAUUAAAAUUAUCUAUAAUGGCCGAACCGUUUUUACAAUCGGUCUUCGAUCAUAUUUUGGGGCGGGAUGUCGUUAAAAAGCUAAUGCAAGUAACUCAGGUGAGUGAGUCUAUAGCAAGUAACGGGUUUUUGCCAACGGCCAAUUAUGACGAUGCAGAAGACAAACCAAUGUUGAUUAUGAAGAAAAAUGUGGAAGGUCAUGGACUAACGGCAUUAAUAAAUCGCCAACUUCAAGAAGAGCAUGUACCAUUACUUGGCCGUACCUAUAACACCAAAACAAUGCGUUUGGUGACUAAUCCACCAGUGCAAGCGACAAGCGAAAAAAUCCCAUACCCAUCUGCUGGCCAUACAAAUUCCGCACGCAAAGAGUUAACGUCUCCAUGCUAACUGAAAAUGAAUGACUGAGGCUAAGCGAGCGAUAUAAAAUCGCAAAAUCGUAAGCGCAGGCAAAAAACGCGGCCUCAGGUGCAGGUGCAAACGCAAAUGACGCUAAACUUAACGGUACAGUCAUUUGACUGCAUUCACGCCCAAUGCCGCCCACACGCCACCAACGCUUCCACCACCGUCCCCCAGAUACACAGAUACCCGAAAAUGCCAUCAUACUCAUACUUACUUACUUACGUACAUAUUUAUGCAUAACUAACAUUCAUCUAAACACAUAACAGCUUUUUUAUAAGUUUAUAAACCAACAUUCAAAGUUCUAAAUGUUUUAUAUAAAUAUAAAUACAUACAUGUGUAUGUAUGUAUGUACGGUCAUACAUGUUGUAUGUUAGUUCAUUUACAAAUAUGUGCAUACAUAUAUAUUGUGUAUUUAUAUU